CCCAGAUCCACAUUACAGUACGACAUGUCUCAGUUCCCCGUGGGGUGUUCUUCUGGAAGCUGGUGCCAUCAGGUACUUGCUCGUAAAAUCGAACACCCUAUUUUCGGCGAGAAGGCGACAAACAACAGGUUCGUGGGAGUUCUUGCGCCAGGCAAACAGCAAAAGCCAAUCUUGAGUUCGAACCAAGCCUUACAAAUUUCUUGAACUUCCGUCGCUACCAGCGAUUUACAAGGCGUUCGGUUCCGACGGUUCGGGCCUUAUUACUUGCGUCGUUACUUACUAAGCACGUUUUGUUUACGAUGCUUCAAAUGUCUGUCCCAGGACCGAUAUCCUGUGCGUAUGUCGGUAAUGUUAAUCCAUAGGCACUUACCCCUCGCGCCCUUACGAACACUGCACUUCGCCCCCUCUCUCUAGCGAAGAGACUGGUGUUGACAAUACAAGCCCAACAAAAAACCGCGCGUCAUUCAAUUGACUGGUACAGAGUAGUUAUUUUUUACGGAGUACCCGUACCUCCGUACUGCGCUGUUUGUUGCACCACGUCAUAGAAAGACUCGCAAGGGAACCCGCCCGUGUCCCACUCGGCCUCGGAGAGCUAAGCCUCGUGGUAAACGAGCCGCAUGAGAUUUUACCAGGUUAUACUUAGUAUGCAGAAACCUCUCGAUUUCCAAGACUCAUAGCGUUCAUCAUAUCUCAUGAGUUCGAUGAUUCCCCGGUUUACGGACUGUUUGCUCAUCUUGAUGGUUCUUUUACAGGGUUGUGGAAAGAUCAUAUUAAUAUAAAGUGAAGAUGCCUUCCCUUGGUUAGAGCCCUCUCCAUCCAAAGGAUUUCAGGUCUUUGCAUACACACUCUUUUCAUCUCACCUUCUUCCAUUCAUUAUAUCAUGGUUUCUACUCGUCGAAGCACGCUUGUAGCCGUGGGUAGCUUGAUUGCUUCCGUCGUCGCCUAUCUUCAAACUGAAAUGUCGUCACAUAUCAAGCCAAUUCAACUACCGCCGAUACUUGCACUGCAUUCAAGGCUUCCUUCCCUGGAAUGACGAUAUUACCCUCUGAGAACGACGAUUAUCGUGACCUCAAUGAAUGUAGGUUAAUUCUAACCCUAUGUGUCAAACUUACCAGAAGCUAAUAUAACACAAAGUCAGUUGGACUCGUGAAGGAUGGCUUGGGUCAGCUUGUAUUCUGACCCCAUCUGGUGCCGAAGAACUGUCUUCAGCCGUCAAGACUCUUGUUGAACGCAAAACUCCACUUGAGAUUCGAGGUGGAGGACACAUGCCAAUCGGAGAUGCAGCAAACAUCAAUUCUACCGGUGUUCUGAUAGCCAGCUCAAAAAUGCGCCUCAAAGAACUUUCCGAAGAUCUACAGACUCUCACAGUUGGAGUGGGAAGCUCAUAG
This is a messenger RNA of Hymenoscyphus albidus, 1388 nucleotides long. The record is from the annotation of a GenBank genome assembly. NCBI's taxonomy places the organism in Eukaryota, Fungi, Ascomycota, Leotiomycetes, Helotiales, Helotiaceae.